Molecule: messenger RNA, 879 nt
Organism: Vicia villosa (hairy vetch)
Lineage: Eukaryota; Viridiplantae; Streptophyta; Magnoliopsida; Fabales; Fabaceae
Exons: 2
Coding region: 1-879 (292 amino acids)
Source: RefSeq, a predicted model, not a curated record
AUGGAACCUGGAAGGAGGUUUACUCACAAGUACAGUUUCCUAGAGCCUAAGUUGGAAGAGUUGAGAAAGUUAUCCACUUUGGUUAUGGAUGGUGAUGGUGUCGCGAAGCGUCAUGGAAGAGUUUUGUAUAUCUUAUCCACCAAAGUUGUAGAGGGACUUCUUAACACUUUGGUCCAGUUUUAUGAUAUGGUCUACCGAUGUUUCACAUUUUCUUAUUACCAGUUGUUACCUACAUUAGAGGAGUAUGCUAAUUUGGUUGGAAUUCCUGUUUCCAAUAAAAUCUCAUUCACCAGUUUGGAGGAAAUUCCUAAGUCUAAGGAGAUUGCUAGCAUUCUUCACUUGAAGAAAACCGAGGCUACUUACUUUGCUACUGCUGGUAGUAUGGCUGCUUUUGAGGAUAUUCUAGCUCUUUUGGUCUAUGGUUUGGUUUUGUUCCCUAACAUUAACAAUUUUGUUGAUGUUAAUGCUAUCUGGAUUUUCAUGAUCAAAAAACCUAUUCUUACUCUUCUAGGUAAUACUUAUCAUUCCAUUCACUUGAGGACCGAUAACCGCAAGGGGAUUAUUGUAUGUUGUGCAUCUUUUUUGUAUAGGUGGUUUAUUUCGCACCUUCUUGACACUCGUGCUUUCUGGGACAACAAAGAGUGUUUGAGGUGGUCUCAAAGGAUUAUUUAUCUCACUAGUUAUGAUAUUGAAUGGUAUUCUCAUGAUUACUUCUAUACUAAGAUUAUUGAUAGUUGUGGUAGGUUCUCCAAUGUACCCCUUCUUGGUACACAAGGAGGAAUCAACUACAACCCUAUUUUAGCUAGACGUCAGAUGGGGUAUCCUUUGAAUGACAAACCUGGUAAUCUCUUGGUAGAAGGAUUCUUUUCCAUGAUUUAG